AUGUCCGGCGACUCGGUGGAGGCUGUUGUGCUUCAGCAGCCGUAUUACAAGUACACCUUCGCAGAGCUGUACGCCUACCGGAAUGACUGGGUUGUUGACAGCGAGACAAACGGCAAGACUGACGACCUUGAUACGUCGCUCUUCACCGCCGCCGCCACCACCCAGCAGGAUGCUGCCAGCACCGAUGCUGCUCCGGAAGAAGACAUCGAAGACCGAUCCAAGCACGGCUCCGCCACCUCUGAUGCCCAGAACGCACUCGCAGACUUGGGCGAGGAUCUCGGCCUUGAUCCUGCGGCACUCGAGGAGGAACAGCCGGUACUGACCAAGAACACUCUCUUCCCGGCUCCCUCGAGCAGGUUCACGUAUGAUGUCAAUCUUAUGGGACCAAAUCUACUGUUCCGCUUUGCAAAGCUGGCGUAUGCACCUUUCAUACGCAUCCACAUACAAUUCCGAGACACGCAUAGCGAUGGUAGACCGUUUCUCGAGGUCGUGAUCGACUUCCAUUGGGCCAACGAUAACGCCCAAGAGCGACGCGGCGUCAUCGACUAUUGUAUGGAGCCUGAGAACCCGAAGACUCGGCUCACCAGAGUGAUAUUCAAUUCUGCGUACGCCACGGUGGUCUUGGGCUGGACCAACCACCUCCGAAAGGACAUCGCUGACCGGUUCACUACCACGGACAAGGCUUUGCUCAAGCAGAUUGAUACCUGGCUCGAGCCGAAGGAGGGCAAGCCGUACGAGGCGAGCUCAGUUAACACAGUCUGCGGCAGUGGUGCCGAAGCUGUCGGAUUCAAGGCUCUUCGCUCCUACAGAGGCGGCACGAGACAGCUGGCGCCAGCUAACAUAACUGCCACCGGUCCUAUCCAGCACUUCCAGUCAGCGUGGUAA
Molecule: messenger RNA, 885 nt
Organism: Fulvia fulva
Lineage: Eukaryota; Fungi; Ascomycota; Dothideomycetes; Mycosphaerellales; Mycosphaerellaceae
Exons: 2
Coding region: 1-885 (294 amino acids)
Source: RefSeq, a predicted model, not a curated record